UUAAUAACCCUUUUUUAUUUACAAAGUUCCCUAAAAUUCCAUUCAACAUUAUUAGUAGUCAAAAUAACCAAAAUAUUGCAAUGUGGUGAUAGUUUGACGUUAUUACAUUCCUUAUAUCUUAUCCUUGGUGUUUCCUAUAUAUAUGAUCACAAGGAUUCUCUUUUUACAAACACACACAAAAGAAAAAAAAAAGAAAAAAAAGAAAAAAAAUGGGGAGGAGAAGAGUGACCUUGGAUUGGGCCAACCAGAGAGUGAAGAGAGCCAACAUUAAGGCAAGGCUUGCCGAACUCAUCAAGAAAACGAAUGAGCUCUCAAAUCUUUGCGAUGUGAGAGCUUGUCUCGUGGUGCUUGAUCGUGAAGUAGAUCAGGUUGUGGUAUGGCCAUCUACCCAAGAGGCAAAUUCGCUCAUGGAGAAGUACUACUCUUUGACGGAGCAUCAAAGGAACAAGAAGGCCAUUGACCCGGAGUCAUACAUCCAAAUCAGUAUCGAAAAGAUUGAGAAGAAAAUAGCCAAUACUCGAAAGGCUAUCGAGGAGUUGGAGAUAGAUCAUCUCAUGUACGAACUCAACAGUGGUCAUCAAGAAGGUGACGCCAUUUUCGGAGACGGCGAAGAAGGUGACGCCAUUUUCGGAGACGGCGAAGAAGGUGACGCCAUUUUCGGAGACGGCGGUGGACUUUGACGGGACAGCGACACUCGCAGCAUCCUCAAGAGCUUAUUUAGGGUUUGUUGUCGUUUUGGAUUUGGGGAUGUUUUAAGAAGUGACUAGAGGUCUUCAUCAAUUUAUAAUCUUGUUUUUCUUUUUGGUAAAGAUUUAUAAUCUUAUCUUGUUUAUCCUUAAUCUUCCAAAUCACAAGCUACUUA
Capsella rubella is the source of this 862-nucleotide messenger RNA. Its product is annotated as agamous-like MADS-box protein AGL80. NCBI's taxonomy places the organism in Eukaryota, Viridiplantae, Streptophyta, Magnoliopsida, Brassicales, Brassicaceae. Gene Ontology annotation, molecular function: protein dimerization activity; DNA binding. The record is from RefSeq and is a predicted model, not a curated record. The transcript has 2 exons. Bases 210 to 680 code for a protein of 156 amino acids.